This is a messenger RNA of Xylaria bambusicola, 1772 nucleotides long. RefSeq lists its product as uncharacterized. The transcript is spliced from 3 exons. Gene Ontology annotation, biological process: intracellular copper ion homeostasis; intracellular iron ion homeostasis; positive regulation of transcription by RNA polymerase II. Bases 211 to 1686 code for a protein of 491 amino acids. Gene Ontology annotation, cellular component: nucleus. Gene Ontology annotation, molecular function: DNA-binding transcription factor activity, RNA polymerase II-specific; copper ion binding; RNA polymerase II cis-regulatory region sequence-specific DNA binding. NCBI's taxonomy places the organism in Eukaryota, Fungi, Ascomycota, Sordariomycetes, Xylariales, Xylariaceae. The record is from RefSeq and is a predicted model, not a curated record.
UGGACGAAGCUUUGCUACAUGAGAAACGUUGCCUAUUUCCCUCGCACACUACGAAAGGGAGUCUCGAGAGCUCACAACUUGGAAACCUCACGGCCAGUUUUUAGCUUUAAGCAGCACCCCCUCUCUACAUUGCCCCUAAUAAUAGCCACCGAGAAAACCCCUCUCACGUCAUCCCGUGUCAAGUAAGAUACUACGACAGAGCGUCUCGUCAUGCCUGUUAUAGAUGGCGUCAAGGUAGCGUGUAUACCGUGCAUACGAGGGCACCGGUCGACGAAAUGCACACAUCAAGCGGAGCGCAUAAUGAUACCGGUGCGAAAGCCCGGUAGACCACUUAGUUCAUGUCCUCACCAAAAAGGGAAGCCUUGCAAUUGCAAUAAUAUCACAGCUGCCAUCCCGCGAAAUGGAAAAUGCGCAUGUGGAACCGCAGAACCUAUAACCAUCGAUACGAGAGCACCGGUGAAAACGGAGUCAUCAGUUUCCGACGUAACUCCUAUGUCACCUACAAAAGCAACUUUUAGAGUUCAAAAGCAUGCGACUCCCAAAUCACCCAGCCGUAAACAAUCCUACGACAUAUCCCUAUUAGGCCAAAUGGAUCCUAAUUCCAUCAACAUGAUGCCCAGCCAUGGUUUAACGCUUGGUACUAAUGGUUCCCUAAACCACGCAGGUCAAAUGUCAUCUGCGGGCUUUAUACCAAAUUUUCAGCCGAACUUCAAUUCUGAAGGAGUCUUAAAUCAGAACUUCGAGUACGCGCGCAUGUUAGGGAGACUGGAGGGCGCAGCUCUCAAUGCUCUGUUUGAGAGCCCCGGGUCCAAUGCAUCUUCAACAGGGUUUUCAAGUAAUGGGGCGUCUAAUCAUUCGAGUAUAGAUACGUCAGGAACACCACAUUAUACUCCAAUAUCAGGAUCGCCGAGUUCUAGCUCCUACACCAAGGGAUUCUCUACAGAUGGCAAAGGUUGCUGUGGGAAAGGCUCGUCGGCGAUACCACUGGCAAACGACCUAUCAGAAGAGCGGAGGACACAGGAUAGAAUUGGCUUGAUGAGAUAUGGAGAUACCAUCCCGACCCGGGGCCGAGACAUGCCUUCAAUGGGUUAUAAUGGCACUAUACACGAUCGGUCUACCAUGCAACAUACGCAGCAGAACGCAGUCUUUCCAUACCCUGUAGCAUACGGCUCUUCAUUUUACGAGCCAUUGCAAUUUUCACAAUGGCAGGAGAUGAUGACCAGCCAAUCGCAGAGCGUGCCAGCACAACCGCAGAACACUUAUAUGGCCUCACAGUCUAGAAUGGAAGCAGCCGCGCCUGUGCUAGACUCCUAUACAGCCAACCAAUGCAGUUGUGGUGAGGGCUGUCAGUGUUUAGGUUGCGCAACUCAUCCGUUCAACGCGGCCAUGCAGGAAUACGUUCUCUCUGCGCUUCAAGAUGACCACGCGACUCCACCAAGCCUAUCUAAUGGUGAGAUCAAUGGUAUGCCGAAUGGGGCUAACGAGCCAUCUCCGGGUGUUCUCGCGUCGCCCGUUGCGGAUGGUUCGCCGGCCGCAGAGACAGGGUCAAUGGGCAUGAACGACUACUUGUUCGUGGCUUACUGUCCCGGAAGUCCUCAGUCGUGCCCGUGUGGUGACGAAUGUGCAUGCGUCGGUUGCAUGAUCCAUUGCGAACCAGCAGCCAGAUCCCCACCUACUCCUCCAUGAACAAAAAAAGGGGCUGGUUCAACGACGAGAACUUACUAGCUUGUGUGCUACCGAGGAAUUUGAGGCCGCAGAAGAUGAUACCCUGA